Ictidomys tridecemlineatus (thirteen-lined ground squirrel) is the source of this 3594-nucleotide messenger RNA. RefSeq names its product torsin-1A-interacting protein 2. The record is from RefSeq and is a predicted model, not a curated record. Gene Ontology annotation, cellular component: endoplasmic reticulum; membrane. Gene Ontology annotation, biological process: endoplasmic reticulum organization; membrane organization. Gene Ontology annotation, molecular function: ATPase activator activity. Lineage: Eukaryota; Metazoa; Chordata; Mammalia; Rodentia; Sciuridae.
GGUCUUACUAAGUUGCCCAGGCUGGCCUCAAACUUGUGAUCCUGCUGCCUCAGCUUCCCAGAGUUGCUGGAAUUAACAGGCGUGUACAACUGUGACUGGCAAUAGUGGUCGAAUUUUAACCCUCAAAUCAUGGUAUAUAUGCCUUGUCUCCUGGGUCUGCGGGAAGCAUAAGUCUGUUGGGACUUGGGAUGAGAAGAAAACAAGAUGUCUUCACAAGAAAACCCAGACACUAAAAAAAGUAUCCUAAACUCUGAAGAGAUAGAACACAAAAUGACCGACAGUGGACUUAGGGAUCCUCCAGAGGACUCUCAGAAGGUUUUGGAAAAUGAUCCAUCAAUAAAUUCUCAGGCACAGGAGACCACAGUGACAGCAAGUGCCAUUGAAGAAGAAGCAGCUCAGACCCCUCACCCUGCCUCUGGUCUUAACGAAGACCACCAAGAGGUAGAGGCAAACGGUCUAGAAAGUGCAGAUACAGAUGAUAAAUCAGAAAGUCCAGAUGAAACAAAUAUUGGGAGCCAUCCAGAGGAUAAAACAGAGCACGAGAACAGCCCCAGUUCUGAGGCUAGCGCUCAAGGGCACCACUUCCCUUCAGAAGGGCUGGGUGAAAAUCCCCAGGAUCCAGAUCCCAGCUGCUCUCCAAGCCAGGAGGUAGGAAGAGCGCCAGCAGGCCUGGGAAGUGCUGCUGAGGAGCCACCUGCUGAAGACUUUCCAGAAGCCCCGAGUCCUGGUCAUUCCAGCGCAGGGCCGGAGGGCCAGGAUUCACUGAGGAGGCGAAGACCUGCCCCAGAGGCUGAAAGUCAUGAGCCAGAAACACAAAUAUUGGAAGAAAAGGAAGAGAUUGCACAGGAUACCACCAUAAGAAAGAUUACUAAAAAGAAUUUUUGGAACUAUGGCUUCUUUCUUGGCUGCCUGGUUAUCGUGGCUUUUGUGUUAAGUUCAGUUAGUAGCUACUAUUCCUCCCCAGUCCAGCAAGUGCCUCCAAAUCCAGCGUUAGAGGCCUUCUUGGCUCAGUUCAGCCAAUUGAAGGACAAAUUCCCGGGCCAGAGUCCCUUCCUGUGGCAGCGAGGACGUAAGUUUCUCCAGAAGCACCUGAAUUCUUCGAACCCCACCGAGCCAGCCACCAUCAUAUUCACAGCAGCUCGAGAGGGAAGAGAAACCCUUAAGUGCCUAAGCCACCAUGUUGCUGAUGCCUAUACCUCUUCCCAGAAAGUCUCUGCCAUUAUGAUUGAUGGGGCGGACAGAGCCAUGAACGACAGCGACACGGUCAAGCUGUGGGUUGACUUGGAGCUGAGCUCUGGAUUUGAGAACGGCCAGAAGGCUGCCGUGGUCCACCACUUUGAAUCCCUCCCUGCAGGCUCCACCUUGAUCUUCUACAAGUAUUGUGAUCAUGAGAACGCGGCCUUUAAAGAUGUGGCACUGGUCCUGACCGUGCUACUGGAGGAAGAAACAUUAGAGGCCACUGUAGGCCCAAGGGAAACCGAAGAAAAAGUGAGGGAUUUACUCUGGGCCAAAUUUACCAACUCUAACACUCCCAGCUCCUUCAACCACAUGGACUCUGACAAACUGAGCGGGCUGUGGAGCCGCAUUUCACACCUGGUGCUGCCCGUCCAGCCCGUGAGGAACAUAGAGGAACAGGGCUGCCUUCUGUCAAGCUAAGCAGGGAGCUGGUAACAGGUUUGCAGAAGAGCUACAGACUGCCCUUCUGUGGAGAGAGGGGGAGGGAGGUGGAGAGAGGGAGGGAACAGCCUGAAAAAACACCAACGAGCCUAGUUUAGAAAACAGCUUUCACUUUUUUACUUUCUGUAAAUUUUUUCUAAUCUAAGCUUUGACAAAGCUAUAAUUGACCUUUUCAAGUAAAUCAGGUUUGAGAUAUAGCAUGAUAUAGAAAUCUGAGGGAUUUUUAAAAUCCCAAAAUAUAACAGAAUCAUUGCACAGAAAGAUAUUAUUCUCAGAGUAACUAUAGAGUGACAUUUGUUUUCUUGAGGGAGACGAAAGAGGCUUUUUAGACUUGGACUGAAUCAGAGUUUGAAGCAGUGAUCAUUUUUAGAAACUUUUCAGUCAUGUUAAAUAUUUUAAAAACUUGCUUUAAUAACCAAGUUGAGGGAUGAUAUUUUAUACUAGUUUGUACUUUUGACUAGUAUGGAAAAAAGGAAAUAAGAAUUCAAACCACCAGAUCCUUAAAUACUCACUUUAUGUAAAGCACUACACCUUUGUUCCGUUAAUGAGCUGAGGUCAAGCAAGCUAUGUUCAAAAAUGUUCUUAAAUAUUGGAAUCAAUGGGAAAUUGCUUGUAAUCAUUGGAAGUGAAGACAUUCCAAUUGGCUAUGUCUUUGCGUCAGCUUUCCCUAAUGAUUUAGAGCAGUGAUUCUUAACACUGGGUCUACCAGGAUCCCUACGCUUUUAUCAGAGCAGUUCUGCUUUUGACAGUUUUAUAUGUUGGGGAUCUCUGUAUGAUUUCAUUGGAACAGUUUCACUGAUAAUGAAGUUUGAAAAUCAAUAAGUGAAAAAACACCUUAGAAUAUAGGAAAUAAGUAGAAAAAAAUAAAGAUUAAAACUUGUGAGCAGGCAGAAGAUGAAAAAUAGGUUUAUUGUAUACUUGUACUAUUUAUGAAAGAGAAAGACCUACAAAUGAGGAUUAGAAUGUAUAAGCUAGAAUUUACUAACAUGUUUCUGAUGCUUUUGUUCAUUCUGUUAAUCAUUUCUGUCUCCCUAAAUGGAAUUUUGUCAUUGUUUAGGAUGAAAGUCUGAGUACCAUUUUCAGAAGAACAGAUUUUAGUAACCAAGUUAAUGGUAGUCUUUAUAUGGGCACAUUGGCAUAACUUCACCAAAGUUUCUUGGCUGUGCUGUGAUGGAGCAUUGUAUACUGCAGCUCAUUUUUAGACAGUUAGAAGCACCAUUAGGGUAAAAAUCGGAGAAAAUGUGGGCUAGGAGUGUAGCUUGGUGGUAGAGUGCUUGCCUAGCAUGUGUGAGGCUUUGGGUUUGAUCCCCAAAACUGCAAAAUAGAAAUGCAAGAGAUGUUAUACUUGGUGAGGAGAGGCAGAAAUGGUAGAGUCUCAGAGGUUUUAAUGACCAAUAUCAAUUGCUGAAUGAUGAUCUGUGAUUGUGAGACAAACUGAGAACAAUGUGUAUGGAGACAGAAGUUGUUGAUCAGCAUUUGAGCUCUUGAAAGCGGAACACUAGUAGAAUGUAGACCUAACAAAAGGUCUAUUCUAUUACAUGGACUAUCACCACAGCCCUGGAAUGUUUUAACUAGACUUUGGCUUCUCUUUGACUGUGAAAGCAUACACAUGUGUAUGUAGUUAAGAAUUCUUGUGAUUGAAGAAUGGAAGGAUUUUAGGAAACACUAAAAAGAUGUAAGGAUCUGUAUUGAUACCAAAAAGAUUACAAAGACAUGGGGAAAAGUUUAUUUGAAUAUCUGCCAGAGGAAAAAAAUGUGUUUUGAGCAAGGCUUUAAGUGUGCUCAGUUGAGUGCAGGGACAUCCCCAAAGGAGUACUGACUUGAAGGAAUCCUCAAUAGAUUUGAGAAAAGACCUGAACACAAAGUUAAACCAUAGUGAAUGUAAUAUCAGGGUCAGUCCAAUAUAAAAUCAGGAAA